This is a messenger RNA of Delphinapterus leucas (beluga whale), 5962 nucleotides long. It is a transcript of the gene XKR4, whose product is annotated as XK related 4. Gene Ontology annotation, cellular component: plasma membrane. The record is from RefSeq and is a predicted model, not a curated record. NCBI's taxonomy places the organism in Eukaryota, Metazoa, Chordata, Mammalia, Artiodactyla, Monodontidae. Gene Ontology annotation, biological process: phosphatidylserine exposure on apoptotic cell surface; engulfment of apoptotic cell; apoptotic process involved in development.
GGGCGCCGCGAGCAGCUUGGCUCCGCGCAGGCAGCCAGGCGGCGCUCCUGCCGGCUCCGGGCGCGCCGCUAGCCCGGCCCAGCGCCCAGCCCGGCGGGCGGCGGGCGGCGGGCGAGCCGGCGCAGGAACGGGCGCAGGGACAGCGGCAGGGGAGCCGCGCCGCCAGGGAGGGAAGCCGGGGCGAGGCGAGGCGGCGGCGGGAGGAGGAGACAGCGGGGAAAGGUGUCACAUAAAGGAAGGCUCUUCUUCGCUUGGGAGGCAUCAUGGCCGCUAAGUCAGACGGGAGGCUGAAAAUGAAGAAGAGCAGCGACGUGGCGUUCACCCCGCUGCAGAACUCGGACCACUCGGGCUCGGUGCAGGGACUGGCUCCGGGCUUGCCGUCGGGGUCGGGAGCCGAGGACGAGGAGGCGGCAGGCGGCGGCUGCUGCCCGGACGGCGGCGGCGGCUGCUCGCGCUGCCGCUGCUGCUGCCGCUGCUACUGCUGCUGCGCCGGGAGCGGCGGCUCCGGGGGCUCGAGCGGCCCGGGCGGCGGCGGCGGGGCGGGCUCGGCGGCGCUGUGCCUGCGCCUGGGCACGGAGCAGCGGCGCUACUCGCUGUGGGACUGCCUCUGGAUCCUGGUCGCCGUGGCCGUGUACUUCGCGGACGUGGGCACGGACAUCUGGCUCGCCGUGGACUACUACUUGCGCGGGCAGCGCUGGUGGUUCGGGCUCACGCUCUUCUUCGUGGUGCUCGGCUCGCUCUCCGUGCAAGUGUUCAGCUUCCGCUGGUUUGCGCACGACUUCAGCACCGAGGACAGCGCCGCCGCCGCCGCCGCCGCCGCCGCCGCCGCCGCCAGCUGCCCGCAGCCCGGAGCCGACUGUAAGACGGCGGCCGGCAGCGGCUCUGCAGCCGCGGAAGGCGAGGCUCGCCCUUCCACGCCGCAGAGGCAAGCGUCCAACGCCAGCAAGAGCAGCAUCGCCGCCACCAACAGCGGCGGCAACAGCAGCGGGGCCACGCGGGCCAGCGGCCAGCGCAGGUCUGCGUCCUGCUCCUUCUGCCUCUGGCUCCUGCAGUCGCUCAUCCACGUCCUGCAGCUCGGGCAGAUCUGGAGGUAUUUCCACACGAUAUACUUAGGUAUUCGAAGUCGACAGGGCGGAGAGAAUGGCCGGUGGAGGUUUUACUGGAAGAUGGUCUACGAGUACGCAGACGUGAGCAUGCUGCACCUGCUCGCCACCUUCCUGGAGAGCGCUCCCCAGCUGGUGCUGCAGCUCUGCAUCAUCGUACAGACUCACAGCCUGCAGGCCCUCCAAGGUUUCACAGCGGCCGCCUCCCUCGUGUCCUUGGCUUGGGCCUUGGCCUCCUACCAGAAGGCCCUCCGGGACUCUCGUGAUGACAAGAAGCCCAUCAGCUACAUGGCUGUGGUCCUCCAGUUCUGCUGGCACUUCUUCACCAUCGCGGCCAGGGUCAUCACCUUCGCGCUCUUCGCCUCGGUUUUCCAGCUCUACUUUGGGAUCUUCAUCGUCCUUCACUGGUGCGUCAUGACCUUCUGGAUCGUCCACUGUGAGACAGAGUUCUGUAUCACCAAAUGGGAAGAGAUCGUGUUCGACAUGGUGGUGGGGAUCAUCUACAUCUUUAGCUGGUUCAACGUCAAGGAGGGCAGGACACGCUGCAGGCUCUUCAUUUACUAUUUUGUGAUCCUUGUGGAAAACACGGCCUUGAGUGCCCUCUGGUACCUCUACAAGGCUCCCCAGAUCGCGGACGCAUUUGCCAUCCCAGCGCUGUGUGUGGUAUUCAGCAGCUUUUUAACUGGCGUUGUUUUUAUGCUGAUGUAUUAUGCCUUCUUUCACCCCAACGGACCCAGACUCGGGCGCUCCCCAAGUUGUGCUUGUGGGGACCCCGCCGCUGCCUUCACGCCGUCUCCAGAAGUGGCCACGAGCGCCCUGCGGUCCCUCUCCAACACCCGCAGUGUGGCCGGCGACCGCGACCAGAAAUUCGCAGAGCGGGACGGGUGCGUGCCUGUGUUUCAGGUGAGACCCACGGCCCUGUCCACCCCGUCCUCUCGCCCACCACGGAUUGAAGAAUCUGUCAUUAAAAUUGACCUGUUCAGGAAUAGGUACCCAGCAUGGGAGAGACACGUCUUGGACCGAAGCCUCCGAAAGGCCAUUUUAGCCUUUGAAGGUUCCCCGUCGCCUCCGAGGCUGCAGUACAAAGACGAUGCUCUCAUCCAGGAACGGCUGGAGUACGAAACCACCCUGUAAAGCAAGAGGGCUCGGAGGGGCCGCAAGCUCCAGACCCAGGGGUGACAGCCGGGCCGCGGUGAUAAUGAAACUCCGCCCUGGAGUAGGGCAGCGAGCUGUACCGGUCGCAGUCUGACCAUCAUCAGGAUGCGUGCCUGGCCCUCCAUCAGCUGACAGCCUGCCGCUGGCCUCCUUGGAAAAAGCAGCCCAGAGACCCUACUGCUCCACCUGAAGGGAACAGGCCAGCUCAGUAGGACCCGUUGUUGCCAGCAACCCCUCCUGCCCCGCCUUUCAGCACAUCCACCUGAGGGUACUAUUAUUAUGGGAAAUGUUGCCUCCGAUCAGUAGGGUGUUUUGAUGGAGUUAACUGAUCUUUGCAUAAAAAUAUACUGAGUCAUACACACGUGUACACACACACACACACACACACACACACACCGAUCCUGUCAAAAUAGCUUAGGUGAUUUCUUUUGAUGCAAAGCUGUGAUUCCCACGGGAAUAUAAAAGCAAAGAGAGAGAAAACAUAUCCCUCAAGACUCCAGAAAAAAAAAAAAAAAAAAAAGUAAAGUUUAGAAAGAAUGCAUAAACCAUUCUCACGUGAAAACCUAUCCCAUGCGUGAAAAGCCUAUCCAAUGGACAGAAAACCCAAGUGUGUUUACGCAUGUAUUAGAAUUGAUGGAAUGGUUCGUUUUCAACACGUCAGGAUUUUUUUUCAUUUUAAAUUUUCCGUUGAGAACGUCUUUCAUGACAGAUACCCCACGCAGCCCAUGGCUGGCUUUUGACGAGACCAAGGAGCUAGAUACCUUGGGGAUGAAAGUUCACUGAUAAUCAGGAUGCAGUAUUCAAUUGCCAAAAUUUGAUAAAACCACGAAGAGGAAGCGGGAGAAAAAGGCAAAAUGAGCGUCUGAUUUCCCGACCUGUGCAGCUCACAUGGGAAGGUCGAGGCAGAGCGGAGGGAGAGCCGGGCUGUGCUCAGGUCCAGGAGUGGAGGCUCUGCGUGAGUGCGGAGAGGCCGGAUUCCAGAACACGCCGCGCCACACCCUUCUAGUGCCAAACACCGUCCAGCACGGGACUGACGGGGACGCCCUGAAGGGCUGAGCAUGAGGCGUGAGCCCCACGAAAGCGGAAGAGAGCACGAACAGUCAAGUUCUUCGCUGUGUACAGACUCCCCCCUCCCCCAUCCAAGGUCAAAGUGGUGUGUCUUUUAGAGGCUUUGGGACACAUUUUAGUAAGUAUGAGCAGACAGAUGCAGUGAAUAUGCUAUAAGAAAACCCUUCUGAACCGAUUGAGGGCUUAUCACUAGAUCCAGCUAAGAUUCGUAUUUGAGUCCUUUGUAAAGUCGCACUCUUACAACAAGCUUCUGGGUUUUAAAUACCUCCGUCCAGCAAGUAAACGUUCCCCACUUUCUGUUCCCAGCGUCCCCCAGUCAUGGUGCUUUUUGUUGCAUUAAAAGUGCCGGUCAAACUUUGAUAGUAUUUUUUUAUAGUUGGUGCAGAGUGGAAUAACUCAUGGAUUAUUUCAAUAUUUUUGUAAUAAAAAAAUAUAGGGUAUACAUAUAAGCAUCAUCACUUUUUUUAUAGACCUGGAAUCGUUUAAAAUACUUUAAGCAUCAUAGUUACUUGGGAUGUCAGAAACUGGUCCACAGAUCCCAUCAACCUGCCUCGGCAGGUUAAGAACAUGCGUCUCUUGCAAGAUCACCCUACUUUACCAUGUUGGUGCCCCCAGGAACCUGGCCAAGGGUGCUAUCAGAGUAUCAGGGGACAAGAGAGUCAGCUUAACUAGAAAGGGCUUGUCAAGACUGGCCAAUGUUUCCCAGGAAAUCAAAGAUGUAAGUGAUUACUUUCUUCCAUCUGUUAUGACAAACCUGACCACAGUGGAAGAUGUCUUAAACUUCCUUCCCUGGUUUUAUAUUAACCCAACAGAUAUACUAAAUAUUAGUCAAGUCACUUAAAAAAAAUCAGUGUAACAUAUUCAGUUUUUUGGACUGUCCAAUUAACUUUAAAUAGUCAAGGUCUAGAGCCACCACCUGUAAUGGGUGUAUCCUAUGGAGACCGCUGUCCCUAUGAUGACACCCACAGGAAGUGACAGAGGGCUCGACCUAGGACUCCUUUUGGUACAAAGCCCCAAAGCAAUGUCUUAAAAAAUGGAUGAUUUUUAUCAGUAGACAUAUUUUCCUAGUACUCCAUGAUUUGAUCCUUCAAGCAAGAGUCCACUAAAAGAUAAUAGUCUUUUGUUUGGAUGUGAAAACAUUAUCUAGUCACCAGUAGAGGCCCAGGAAGACGCUCUUCUUGUCGGCAAUUAGUGAAAACAUCCCACCCCCAACUGUAGAAGGAAAAAAAAGAUUAUAAUGGCAGAUUCUUCACUUUGGUGCCGAACCACGAGUCACUAGCUUCAUUAAUUAAUGAUCUUUGGAAAUUGAAUUGCUCAGUUGAACUCUACCUUUGAUUCCACGAGUAAAUAAUAGAUUAUAAUAAUGUCAGUCAACAAACACAACAGAUCCCAUCACUCUUCAAUCAUGUAAGUCCUAAAUUAUUUCUCAACUUGAUCCUUCAUUUAACAAGUCAAGAGUCAAAAUAGGUGCUGUGUGGCUAAAAAAUGACGUACCGCGCUUUGUCUUGGAGGUGAGAAUGCAGUCAGGAGGGUGCAAGCAAGAAGUUUGAAUUUUUCAGUGAUUUCCCAAAUACUGUAAAUACUCUGUUAUCCAGCAUACUUGAAGAUUUUGAUGUUUUAGUCAAAAAUUCUUGUGAAGGCAAUGACAUCUCCACCAUGUUAUAAAUUACACACUUUCUCAAGAUUACAAACAAGAACAACAACAUUUUUACUUCCGAGGAGAAUCAUGACGUAAUCUUGCUUCCAUGAUUCAUAAAGUGGUGCAUUGCCAUCAGACUGUGUGGUGAUGAGAACGUGUAUUAGUUUCUAGAUCCACCGAUAACAGAGAGUUUAAAGUAUUAGGAUUUAAAGAGACAUUGUCAACAUACAAAGGAACAAAGUUUGAUUUUCAUAUGUAUAGUUUAGUUCUUCCUAAGAUUUUAUUUUCAAUUUACCAUUACAACGUCCACUCCACGGAGAGUACCUCAAGAAUCCAAAAAGAGCUAGCCGUGGUUAGCAUACGAAUUGGAAACGCUGGAUUAUUUAUCUGUGGGCUCCAACUAACUUCCUGGGCUGGGUCUACUUGGGUCCCCUGUAGGGGGUGAGGGGUCUGUUCUUAGUGCUUGAUUUUUGCAUAGGACCAUGAAAUUUUCUAAAAGAAAAUAUUAUAAAUUUUUUUCACUUCUAAAUUAGCAUUUCUCAACAAAACCUUAUUUGAAAUGAAGGACCAUAUGUAUCUUAACCACACUGAGACUUUAAGUAUUUGUGUGGAAGAAAAACAAUUUUUUUCUCCAUGUAAGUCAAAGUUUGAUCCCCCAAAAUGACUAUGUCCUUUAAAUCUUCUCCCAUUUCCAUUGUCCUACUUAACUAUGUACUAUCUAGUUCAGUAACCUUGACUUUGCAGACACUUUGUUCCUAUUCCUUUAUGAUAUUGCUGUGAACAUGACAAAUGAAAUAAAUUUUCCUACUGACAUGGCAAGAAUAUGCAAUUCAAGUAUUAGCAAAAGAGAAAAUACAAAGAUAAUCUGAAGAUAAAAUACAUUGAAGUAUUUAUACUUAAUUUCUAAAUGCCCAAUUCUUUUGGCUCUAUGAAUAAAUGAAGUAAUUAAACCAAUUAAAAGUGAAUAGGAAUAAUUGAAAGCUCAAUGACUUUUUAA